This is a messenger RNA of Neltuma alba, 687 nucleotides long. RefSeq lists its product as uncharacterized. The record is from RefSeq and is a predicted model, not a curated record. Lineage: Eukaryota; Viridiplantae; Streptophyta; Magnoliopsida; Fabales; Fabaceae. The transcript has a single exon. The coding region runs from base 1 to 687 and encodes 228 amino acids. Gene Ontology annotation, molecular function: catalytic activity.
AUGGAAGCAGUCAAAGGAAACGAUAAAAUCUUCAUCACCUCGGUGUAUGCUAGUCCAAACCCAAACCUCUGGAGAAACUUAUGGGAGAGCCUAGAACAAUGCCAACUGGACGAUCAAUGGCCCUGGUUUAUUAGGGGAGACUUCAACGCCACUCUCUUCUACCAUGAACGUCGUUCAAAAGCACUACACACAACGCCGCUUGAUAAGUAUUUUCUCUCUUGGAUGGAAUGCAUGAACCUGCAUGACAUAGGCUGUACCGGUCCUUUCUUUACUUGGAAACGCGAGGGGUGCGAAAGUCGAAUAGACCAAGUUCUUGGGAAUAAUAAAGCUAUGGAGAUUUUUAACGAGGCACUGGUUAGACACUUACCUUGGUUCAAAUCAGACCACCGACCUAUCCUCCUCCACAUGAUUCCGGAGAGUAAGAAAACUCUAAGAGAUCGACCCUUCCGUUUUGUUGCGUCAUGGGCUCUCCAUGAAGACUUCUCCCGUCUCACGAAGGAGGCUUGGGACCCCAACGCAAGCUGGCAGGAGAAUGUACAGGUGUUCACUGAUGAGGUAAAAAAUUGGAGCCUUAAUGUUUAUGGGCACCUGUGGAAGAAGAGAAACCGAAUCAUGGGGCGGCUGGAAGGCAUUGACAAGUCCAUGAAAAAGUUUGCCUCUUCCUCUGAUUUGGAAAGCCUCCAGUGA